AUGUUUGCAGCACCGUUGACGGUCUUCAUGAAUUUAAUUGCUGAAAAAUACUUCCAGAACUCCACCUGCGUUUACCAGAAUCACGACCUGCUAAUUGAUAUUGCUCGGAUUCCUGCAGUGCUCGAAAGUUGUUCGCCGCAAAUUCAGCACGAUUGCGAGGUUCUGGUAAUAAAAGCGACGCUCCUCGAUCACAUAGAAGAUAUGUACAAGUUCCGUGGGUAUUCGCAAUACAACAAGAGGAAAUACGUUAUAAUAGCUGAAACCCCAAUGGAAGUUGAAUUAAUUUUCAAAGCUCGCGCUUUAAAAUUCAUCGCCGAUUUGUUAAUAAUCCUAGUGGAAGAGGAGGAAUGCAAUUCAUUGUUUUGUUUCACCCCAAACGUAAUUUUGCAACUCUUCACUCAUAGAUUCGUCGGAUUGAAUGGGAAUAACGAUAAGAUGCUUAUAGAUGUUUGGUUUUCGAGAAACUCCAGUUUCUUGCAUGGCGAUAAAGUUUUGUUCCCUGAAAAAAUCAAGAAUCAGCAAGGUCGGAAUUUCACUGUAGCUUCUUUCAGCUACUUACCGUUUUCUGAUUUCGAAUCCAAAGAAGGAUCCGAACUCAUGUUGAUUUAUGAAUAUACCAAAAGGCAUAACAGUACGUUUGUUUAUAAGAAGAAAGGUCCUUGGGGGACUGUUAAUAAGGAUUUUACUGGCACAGGGAUGUUUGGGGCUUUAGUUAGUGAUGAAUCAGAUGUGGCUUUGAAUGGAUUAUUUUUGGAAUUCGACAUCUACCGAUUCUUCGACGUUUCUCAUUCUUAUACGUUCCUUGAAUUAACUUGCUUAGCUCCACCACCAAAGAUUUCUAUCGACUGGAAAUUCCUUCUUCCAAGAAUGAACAGCUCGUUUCUAAUUGUGACGCUCUUGACUUUCGCGUUGAUGGUUCUGCUCCUAUGCGUCUCACGCAUCCAUUCAAUUCCUAAAUAUAUGUCUUCUAGAUUAACGUUUUAUCAGUAUGUCGAAAUGUUCGUAUCGAACAUUUUAAUGAUCAUGAGGACUCAAUUGCAGCAACCUUCGAACGAAAUCAACAGAUCAGCUUUCAGGAUAAAACUAAACCUUUUUUUGAUGUUCUUAACAUCGGUAGUGCUGACUUCGAAAUACUCGAUGGGUUUAUCCAGCGUCAUUGCAGUCCCUUACUACGACGGAGCCAUAAAUUCUCCGGAAGAUAUGGCCGAUAGGAACAUGAAAUGGAUGGCCUUCUCUAUAGACUCUUGGUUAAAUUACAUAAAAUACGACGAAACUAAAGUUUAUCGUAAAAUACGGGAAAACUCUUUGGAAUUGGAUGUGACCAAAAUCAAUGAAGAUGUAGGUUUUGGAAUUCAACGACUAUUGUCAGGUUUUUACGUUGUUAAUUCGAAUCUUAAUGAUUCGAUUCUGAAAUCGCAUAGAAUCAUGAAUAACUACGUUUAUAGAGCAAAUUGUGUUUUCUUCUUAAGGAAAAACUCAAUUUUACUGCCAUCUUUCAAUAAGCUGUUGCUUGAAGCUCAUCAAGCAGGUCUUGGAAUUAAGUGGGAAACUGACAGUAUACUGAAUUCGAUGGGAUUAUCGAAGCAAUUCGCUUUGGUUGAAUCUACUUACAAAUUGUCUGGAAGUCAAAAGUUGAAGUAUGAUCAUAUUCGAGGAGUUUUGGGAAUUUGGUUUUUCGGUUCUGUAGCGUCGAUAAUUUGCUUCAUUUUAGAGUUGUCCACGAUGUUAAACUGUCGGUGUUAA
Molecule: messenger RNA, 1743 nt
Organism: Nicrophorus vespilloides
Lineage: Eukaryota; Metazoa; Arthropoda; Insecta; Coleoptera; Silphidae
Exons: 9
Coding region: 1-1743 (580 amino acids)
Source: RefSeq, a predicted model, not a curated record